GCUACUUGAUAGGAGCAGUUUUGGGCGGUUUGCUUAUGCGAAUGGGCGCACUGUUCUCUGAUUGGUUUGAAGUCGACUUAACUUCUAUAAGCCCCACCCCCUGUUUUUAUAUAUAAUUGCAGUAGAAUGUGAAGCUUACACUAAACACUCAAGACAUUCACAGGGUUCACUAGGUGAAAUGGUUGUUCUGGUCAAACCAAGUCCUCAGUUGGGCAGCAAAGCAAUGGAUGGAAAUCAGCACAAAGUUGAGGCCAAUGUUCUGCUGCUUGGAGCAGAAAAUGUUGGGAAGUCAGGUGAGCACAAAACUGAACUUGACUUUGAAUGCAGAGAAUUCUGUCAUGUUUAUAUGGUCUAUUUGUUAAGCUUGCAAAUAAUAAUAUAUUAUAUUUAUUUGUUUGCAGCCCUCACUGUGCGAUUUCUCACCAGAAGGUUCAUCGGAGAAUAUGGGGAUAUCGAAUCAAUAUACAGUCAUAUCGACAAAACAGAUGGGCGAGAGAUAGCCUUAAACAUUUGGGACUCACUGUAUCCACAGAGCUGCGAAACAACUGAAUCCAUCAGUGACAAGCAGCUGCAGUGGGCAGACGGUGUGAUCCUGGUCUACAGCAUCUGUGAUCGCUCCAGCUUUGAGGUGGUCCGGCAACAGGUGCAGCUCAUCCGGCAGACUAGGAAGCUGCCUGCAUCUGCCCCGAUCAUCAUCGUGGGGAACAAGCAAGACCUGCUGCAUCAGAGAGCCGUGUCGAGCGAGGAGGGCAGACUGUUCGCCCUCUCGGCAGACUGCGGCUUCUUCGAGAUCUCAGCGGCUGAAACCUACCACGGUGUGCUGCUGGUUUUUCACGAAAUCCUGGACCUCAUCAAGGAGUCCAGAGCACUUAAAAAGGGGAUGGUCGGAAUCAUGGGUAUAGUCAGAAGUGUGUCCGCAGUGUUUGGAAAGAAACGCGAGUGAAGAACUGUCGAAGAUGAUGAGCAAGAUGAAGAUAUGGGGCCCCUGGCAGCCUAGCAUCUAAAUAGCUGAGGAGAGGACCCCGGCCGAUGGGUUUUUGGGGCCGAAGGGAGUCACUUUCACCUUAUUAACCUUCAUGGAUGGUGGAAGGAAAAAGAGUAAAAAGAGAGCAUGUUAGAAGUUCAGAGCCCAGCUUUAUGGUGAAGAAAAGUAGAUGAAGUUUGUUACAGCAAGGUGAUAAAAGAUAUGCUGAAGAUAAGUGAUCCUGGGCUUUGAUGCAAGUUGGUCACUGGGUAUGUGUAUCAAAAUGAACCAAGAGACAGUCCGGAUCUGUUGUAGUCCUUGCCAUUUGUCACAGAAUGAUUCUUCAGCUCUGAACAGAUGAUUUAGACAAAUUCAAGUGAGCUUCUGCUUUGGAUUACAGAUGCCUGAAAUGUAGAGAUGGACUGAAUUGUUCCAUUAUGAGUCUCCACUGACAUUUAGAUCUGAAUUAUUAAAUGUGGGAAUUGGGAGGAGACUAUGUGUAGUAA
Molecule: messenger RNA, 1470 nt
Organism: Sinocyclocheilus grahami
Lineage: Eukaryota; Metazoa; Chordata; Actinopteri; Cypriniformes; Cyprinidae
Product: ras-related and estrogen-regulated growth inhibitor-like protein
Exons: 3
Coding region: 179-943 (254 amino acids)
Molecular function (GO): GTP binding; GTPase activity
Source: RefSeq, a predicted model, not a curated record